AUGGAAAGCUUGGCUCUGCGACAUUCAUCAAUUGCACAGCUUCGGCGCUGCAUGAGGGCAUCAUCUUGUCCGCUAUAUCUUGAUUUUUUGGCUCCACACACCCGUCAACGCCAGCGCCGCUGCGCUUCUACUCAUGAGUCCGCUCCGUCACCGAAGCCUCGAUAUAUCCUCAGCAAGCAACAGCGAGAAUAUCUUGAGAGUGCUCUGCGAGUCAAUCAAGCCGGGGAGAUUGCCGCCACAUUGAUCUACAAAGCGCAAACACCGCAGGUGGUACGGUCACAUCCUCAUCUUCGACCUUUGAUGAAACACAUGUACGAACAAGAGGCUGGUCAUUUGAAGACGUUCAAUCAACUAGUGGCGAAGCACGAGAUCCGCCCAACAGCGAUGUAUCCGGUCUGGCACGCUGCGGCCACAUUCCUCGGUUGGUCCACAGCCGCUCUAGGUCGGGAGGCGGCCAUGGCAUGCACCGAAGCAGUUGAGACGGAGAUCGGGACACAUUACAACGAUCAAGUGCGGGAGAUUCUCUCCUGGGAAGCCGACGCCGAGCGGCGGGGGGAAGAACUGGAUGAUGAGUUGAAGGAAAUGCUGGGGAUAUUCCGUCGUAUCCGCGAUGAGGAGUUGGAGCAUCUCGAUCACGCUGUGGCCAAUGAUGCCAAGGAGGCCAAGCCAUACGAUCCGCUCGUCGAUGUGAUUCGGCUGGGUUGUCGAACCGCUAUCAAGAUCAGCGAGAAAAUCUAA
This is a messenger RNA of Penicillium diatomitis, 738 nucleotides long. RefSeq names its product demethoxyubiquinone hydroxylase family protein. The record is from RefSeq and is a predicted model, not a curated record. Gene Ontology annotation, biological process: ubiquinone biosynthetic process. Gene Ontology annotation, molecular function: 3-demethoxyubiquinol 3-hydroxylase activity. NCBI's taxonomy places the organism in Eukaryota, Fungi, Ascomycota, Eurotiomycetes, Eurotiales, Aspergillaceae. Gene Ontology annotation, cellular component: mitochondrial inner membrane. The transcript has a single exon. Bases 1 to 738 code for a protein of 245 amino acids.